CCGCGAUUGAUAAAGCAAAGGCAACCCUGUUGUGACAGCUCGCUCGUUGAAAAGUCAAAAAAUUCCAGGCGCAAAAUAAAUAAAGUUGGCUGACGGUCCUAAAAUAAGUCUUUAUUGUACAUUCGCACAAGCAAAAUUGAUCAGAUAUACCAGUGAAGGAUGAGCUACGCCGCUGAUGUACUAAACUCAGCUCACCUGGAGCUACAUGGUGGUGGCGAUGCGGAACUGCGACGCCCUUUCGAUCCCACAGCCCACGAUCUGGAUGGAUCCUUCAGGCUCACGCGCUUUGCUGAUUUGAAAGGACGUGGCUGCAAGGUGCCACAGGAUGUGCUCUCUAAGCUCGUUUCGGCCCUGCAGCAGGACUACUCCACCCAGGACCAGGAGCCGCAGUUCCUUAAUGUGGCGAUUCCAAGAAUUGGCAUCGGCUUGGAUUGCUCGGUGAUCCCCUUGAGACAUGGCGGUCUCUGCCUCGUACAAACCACCGACUUUUUCUACCCGAUCGUGGAUGAUCCUUACAUGAUGGGCAAGAUCGCAUGUGCCAAUGUCCUGAGUGAUCUGUACGCCAUGGGCGUCACCGACUGCGACAACAUGUUGAUGCUUUUGGCGGUCAGUACCAAGAUGACGGAGAAGGAGCGUGACGUGGUCAUUCCUCUGAUCAUGAGGGGAUUUAAGGACUCUGCCUUGGAGGCGGGCACUACUGUAACUGGCGGCCAGAGCGUAGUGAAUCCGUGGUGCACCAUUGGAGGCGUGGCCUCUACCAUUUGCCAGCCUAAUGAAUACAUCGUCCCCGACAACGCCGUGGUGGGAGAUGUCUUGGUUCUGACAAAGCCACUCGGCACCCAGGUGGCCGUGAAUGCUCAUCAGUGGAUCGACCAGCCGGAACGCUGGAAUCGCAUUAAGCUGGUGGUCUCCGAGGAGGAUGUGCGAAAAGCCUACCACCGUGCCAUGAACUCCAUGUCCCGGCUGAACCGCGUAGCCGCUCGCCUGAUGCACAAGUACAACGCCCAUGGCGCCACUGAUAUCACCGGAUUCGGUCUGCUGGGACACGCUCAAACGCUAGCCGCUCACCAGAAAAAGGACGUCUCGUUCGUAAUCCACAAUCUCCCAGUAAUUGCCAAGAUGGCUGCUGUGGCCAAGGCCUGUGGCAACAUGUUCCAGCUGCUGCAAGGUCACUCCGCCGAAACCUCCGGCGGUCUGCUCAUCUGCCUGCCUCGUGAACAGGCUGCCGCCUACUGCAAGGACAUUGAAAAGCAAGAGGGCUACCAGGCCUGGAUUAUCGGGAUCGUUGAGAAGGGCAACAAGACCGCCCGCAUCAUCGACAAGCCGCGUGUGAUUGAAGUCCCCGCCAAGGAUUAAAUUAUGAAACCCAGAUGGAUGAUUGGAUUCCCCAUCCGCUUUCUUUCUUGUAUAAGUAUCUUAAUUAUAACGUAACAGCUAAACCCCUCAGUUGUAACCGUCAGUGGUGCGGUCUUUGUUUUUUAUAAAAAAGCUUAUCAACUAACAGAUAUAAUGAUCAUCAGAAUUAUCGACAUCGCUUUUCCAUUACGUAUGAAUAAAAUGGAAGACACUUGACUCUUUUGUAUCGAGUAAAUGAA
Messenger RNA from Drosophila bipectinata, 1595 nucleotides. RefSeq names its product inactive selenide, water dikinase (gene Sps1). Gene Ontology annotation, molecular function: ATP binding. The record is from RefSeq and is a predicted model, not a curated record. Gene Ontology annotation, cellular component: cytoplasm. NCBI's taxonomy places the organism in Eukaryota, Metazoa, Arthropoda, Insecta, Diptera, Drosophilidae.